AUGGAGAACAACGAAAAAUCAACAACUGUUGGGGCCCCAGAAGCCUCGGAUACACAGAUGAACGACGCCUCAACACAGUCUCCCGAAACGAACCCGAGGAAACGCGCACGAGACGAUCACGACGACGAUGCAGAAGAAAACGAGGACGAGCAGGCAGACGACAAUGGCGAGUCGAAACCUUCCGACGAGGGAGACGGUACAACAGAGCAGCCCAAAAUCUCAAAAAGUCAAUUGAAGAAAUUGAAGCGACAAAAAAUCUGGGAACAAAGAAGGGAAGACCGCAAGGCUCUUCGAAAGGACAAGAGGCAUGAGAAGACAGCCAGGAGACGACUCGAGCGCGACGAGAAGGCCACCCAGCUCGCAGAGACUCAGGGCAUAAGCAAGAGCGAGGCGAUGAAACAGAUCAUCGCGGCCGAUCAGAAGACGUCCAAGCCCAAGGUCGUCGUGCCCGUCUCCUUCAUCAUCGACUGCGACUUCGAGAAGUACAUGCGCGAGCCCGAGCUCAUCUCAUUAGGCGCCCAGAUCACCAGGAGCUACGCGAUGAAUAAGGCUGGCCAAUACCAGGCGCACGUACUGGUCAGCUCAUGGGGCGGGUAUUUGAAGGAGAGGUUCUCGACGGUGUUGAAAGAUACACAUCUCAACUAUAAGGGCACCCGCUUCGUUGACUAUGACUUUGUGGAGGCGGGCAAGACCGCGUGGGAAAUUAUGCACGGCCUCAAGGGCGGCAAGUCUUGUCCCGCACUGGAUGGGGAGCAAGACAAGGCAGAGAGAGAGAGCGGUGACAAACCCAGAGAAGGAGAGCAGGACCCCGCAAAAGACGAGGCACCAACGGAGAAAGAACCCACGCCCGUCCCCGAGUUCAAGACGGACUCCAUCGUCUACCUCUCGGCCGACUCCCCAAACGUCCUCGACAAGCUCGAGCCAUACACAAGCUACGUGAUUGGCGGGAUCGUCGACCGGAACCGGGAGAAGUUCCUCUGCCAGAAGCGCGCGGAGGAGAAGGGCAUCCGCACGGCCAAGCUGCCGAUCGGCGAGUAUAUGCAGAUGGCGAGCCGGCAGGUCCUGGCGACGAACCAUGUGGUUGAGAUCAUGUCCAAGUGGCUCGAGACUGGUGACUGGGGCAAGGCCUUUGAGGAGGUGAUCCCGAAACGAAAGGGCGGAAAGCUGAAGGGAGUCGACGGCGAGGAAGAGGAAGGCGAGGAAGAUGGAAAGGAGGCUGAGGUUGAAACUCAGCAAAGCGAGAAGCAGGAUGAGCAAGACGGGAAUCAAGAGGAGGCCACGAGCGAGGCUGUGGCGUAG
Diaporthe amygdali is the source of this 1299-nucleotide messenger RNA. RefSeq lists its product as uncharacterized. NCBI's taxonomy places the organism in Eukaryota, Fungi, Ascomycota, Sordariomycetes, Diaporthales, Diaporthaceae. Gene Ontology annotation, biological process: tRNA N1-guanine methylation. Gene Ontology annotation, molecular function: tRNA binding. The record is from RefSeq and is a predicted model, not a curated record. The coding region runs from base 1 to 1299 and encodes 432 amino acids. The transcript has a single exon. Gene Ontology annotation, cellular component: nucleus.